AUGUACGUUGUCGAAAUGGGCCUAGGAGGUUGGCGACCAGGCGCGUUAGAACUGAAGAAGUAUAAUCACGUAAUGCUCGCGUGGGUCAGAGAUCCGGUUAACCCGUCCAUUACGCGGACCAUAUGCUGGUCUAAGGUUGAUCAUAACAAGCUCCGACAGCUCAGAAUCGAGCGAGAACAGCGUCCAAGCUUGAGCUACGCACUCUCCGUGGUUCCAACGUUAAGCCUAUGCUUUACCACUAUGUUUACAGUCCGAGCAAUAAGGGAUAAUGCCUUUGAGGCUGGAUUUACGACCUGUGACGAAGUACUUAACCCUGGAACACUCGAGGAGGGCGUCGACUUCGUAGAGUUGCGCUGGAAAAAGGAGUUUAGGGGUGAUGAUAAGCAUAUUAUGCCAAUGAAUUAUCGCAGAUUUCUUGAUCUUUGGAACGAAGUGCGAAUGGUAUUGGGAUCCCGAUCUGGCUUCCGUCCCUACUCAGUUCGUGUUGGCGCGGUGGGUAGAUUAGAUGACAUAACAGAGCUUCGCAAGGAGCUGAAACACAUCACAGCCCAAGAAGGGUCAUCUAGUCAAGAAGCAAAGAAAGUCUCAUCGCGAAUUAGAUAUAUUCUAGACUGCCUAGAGAAGCUACAAGUUCGGGAAAAGCGCCGCAAGUACUUUGAGGAAGCAGACAAGUUGCGAGCAAUGAACCAAUCGACAGCACAUCUCAAACAAGAGGUGCAAAAUUUAAAAAGAAAGAGGUUCGGGAAUAGCAGUGCCUACGCUGCCAAACUGGCUAGUCUUUUAUUCCAAACAAACAUCACUUCCGGCCUAGCCGACCGUCUUGUCGCUUAUAUAAGCGGAGCAAGCGGGCAGAGCGAGAUUGGAGAUAUUUAUUCUUUCGGAAAGAAAUCAAAGGAACCCGCGCGAUGUCUCUUUGGCUGCGGAACCUUCUUUAACACGUCAGCGCUCACAAGACAUGUUCGCCAUCUACACAUGCAUAUCUUCAAGGCCCGGUUCUUGUGCCCCGAGUGCAAGCGGAUGAACCUUGGAGAUGUGGUGAUUGAGGCGAAUCCCUGUGCCUGGAGUAGCCAUGUUCGAAGAGUCCAUGGUGCAGUUCACACCCCAAACCUAGAGUCUCUACCGGAUGUUCUUUGUCUUUUGUGCGACCGACAAUGCAAACAGAGAGGGUUCUCUCGCCACCUGAACACUCAUAGUGAGCUGUUUGACGAGCCAAUCUCAUGUCCAGCAUGCCUACAAGAGGGCAGGAAGGUCGAAAUCGAGGGCAUGGGAGGCUGGAUCACCCACGUAGCAGACGUUCACGGAGGUGACAGAGUUCUCGGAGCCAUAGAGGUCUACAAGACCUCAUGUUCAGAUGCUGAAAUCGCUCCAAUAGACAUGAACCCUGCCGAGGCGCAAUACAGAAAAGAGCUUGGGAGAAGACGACAAGUGGACCGCAAGAGAAAGGUAGGUAACGCUAUACCAUCGGCUCCCCUCCCAUAUAAACGGGCGAAAACGGCCUUAUCACAACCUUACGCACAUACUAGUGGUGACUCGGAUUGGGAAGUCUCAUCACCUGAUCCUCACGCGGAUGAAGAGUUCUGGGUUGAUGGAAGGGAGUAG
Metarhizium acridum CQMa 102 is the source of this 1599-nucleotide messenger RNA. The record is from RefSeq and is a predicted model, not a curated record. Lineage: Eukaryota; Fungi; Ascomycota; Sordariomycetes; Hypocreales; Clavicipitaceae.